Messenger RNA from Vitis riparia (riverbank grape), 2411 nucleotides. Its product is annotated as pentatricopeptide repeat-containing protein At4g14850-like. The coding region runs from base 27 to 2072 and encodes 681 amino acids. Gene Ontology annotation, biological process: RNA modification. Lineage: Eukaryota; Viridiplantae; Streptophyta; Magnoliopsida; Vitales; Vitaceae. Gene Ontology annotation, molecular function: RNA binding; zinc ion binding; protein binding. The record is from RefSeq and is a predicted model, not a curated record. The transcript has a single exon.
UCUCUGGUGAAAUUUCGAUCAAUCGCAUGCUGAGGGAUACUAACGCCUUGGCCCACGUUCUCCAGACCUAUGCGAAAACCAAGCGGCUCCGAAGAGGAAAACAGCUCCACGCUCUGCUAAUCUGCGCAGGGUACACACCAUGCACCUUCCUCACAAACCACCUCGUCAAUAUGUACUCCAAGUGUGGAGAACUCGACCACGCUCUCAAGCUGUUCGACACAAUGCCUCAAAGAAACCUGGUUUCUUGGACAGCUAUGAUUUCUGGGUUGUCUCAGAACUCGAAGUUUUCAGAGGCCAUAAGAACCUUUUGUGGAAUGCGAAUUUGUGGGGAAGUCCCAACCCAGUUCGCGUUUUCUAGUGCCAUUCGAGCUUGUGCGUCCCUGGGCUCAAUUGAGAUGGGGAAGCAAAUGCAUUGCCUUGCUUUAAAAUUUGGAAUUGGUUCUGAGUUAUUCGUGGGUAGUAAUCUAGAGGAUAUGUAUUCCAAAUGUGGGGCGAUGUUUGAUGCUUGUAAGGUUUUUGAGGAGAUGCCGUGCAAGGAUGAGGUGUCGUGGACCGCCAUGAUUGAUGGGUACAGCAAAAUUGGGGAAUUUGAGGAAGCAUUAUUAGCUUUUAAGAAGAUGAUUGAUGAGGAAGUCACCAUUGACCAACAUGUGCUUUGUAGUACUUUAGGCGCUUGUGGGGCACUUAAGGCAUGCAAAUUUGGGAGGUCUGUUCAUUCAAGUGUUGUGAAAUUGGGAUUUGAAUCAGACAUUUUCGUGGGGAAUGCCCUCACUGAUAUGUACUCCAAAGCAGGAGACAUGGAAAGUGCUUCGAAUGUGUUUGGGAUUGAUUCAGAGUGUAGAAAUGUUGUGUCCUACACUUGUUUGAUUGAUGGGUAUGUUGAGACUGAACAAAUUGAGAAGGGUUUGAGCGUUUUUGUCGAGCUGAGAAGGCAGGGUAUUGAACCUAAUGAGUUCACUUUUUCCAGUUUGAUCAAGGCUUGUGCUAACCAAGCCGCACUUGAACAAGGGACCCAGCUUCAUGCCCAAGUGAUGAAAAUCAAUUUUGACGAGGACCCAUUUGUUUCUUCCAUUCUUGUUGACAUGUAUGGGAAAUGUGGCUUGCUUGAACACGCAAUACAAGCGUUCGAUGAGAUUGGUGACCCAACUGAGAUUGCAUGGAACUCGUUGGUGAGUGUGUUUGGUCAGCAUGGUUUAGGAAAAGAUGCUAUAAAAAUUUUUGAGAGGAUGGUUGAUAGAGGAGUGAAACCAAAUGCAAUAACAUUUAUCAGCCUUCUAACAGGGUGUAGCCAUGCUGGAUUGGUGGAGGAAGGGUUAGACUAUUUCUAUUCCAUGGACAAGACUUAUGGAGUAGUGCCUGGAGAAGAACAUUAUUCUUGUGUUAUUGAUUUGCUUGGCAGAGCUGGAAGGCUCAAAGAAGCUAAAGAAUUUAUAAACAGAAUGCCCUUUGAGCCAAAUGCUUUUGGAUGGUGCUCUUUUCUAGGGGCUUGCAGGAUUCAUGGUGAUAAGGAGAUGGGCAAGCUUGCAGCAGAAGAACUAGUGAAGCUUGAGCCCAAGAAUAGUGGGGCGCUUGUUUUGCUGUCAAAUAUUUAUGCAAAUGAGCGGCAAUGGGAGGAUGUAAGGAGUGUAAGGAUGAGGAUGAGAGAUGGGAAUGUGAAGAAAUUGCCUGGUUAUAGUUGGGUUGAUGUUGGCUGCAAAACCCAUGUUUUUGGAGCUGAAGAUUGGUCUCACCCGAGAAAGAGUGCAAUCUAUGAGAAGCUUGACAGUCUGUUGGAUCAGAUAAAAGCAGCUGGAUAUGUUCCUCAUACAGAUUCUGUUCCACUUGACAUGGAUGAUAGUAUGAAGGAGAAGCUGCUUCAUCGUCACAGUGAGAGGAUAGCUGUUGCAUUUGCACUUAUAAGCAUGCCUAUUGGGAAGCCUAUCAUUGUGAAAAAGAAUCUAAGGGUGUGUGUAGAUUGCCAUUCUGCAAUCAAGUUCAUUUCUAAAGUUACAGGAAGAAAGAUCAUCGUCAGGGACAAUAGUAGAUUCCACCAUUUCACAGAUGGGUCAUGUUCUUGUGGAGAUUACUGGUAAGAUUUCCAUGGCUCAAAUAUUGCUUUAAGGGAAUCCAAUGCCAACAAUUACCAGAUACUUCUGGAAAAGACACUUCUUUUGAGCCAGCAUUGGCAAAUAGGAUGAUAUGAUUGUCCCAAAGGAAGCUCUGGGGACUGGAACAUGCUAAGAGUAUAUAUUCAUCUUACGAAGGAGUGCUCAGAAAGAGGACUCUGCAGUUAUUUUCAAUUCAAUUCCUUCACAUUGUUGUUUCCUUAGACAAAUUUACAUAUGAUUCUUUUCAAGGCAGGACUAUGACAGAUUCAUGAUGCUGCACUGCCAAGGUAUAAUAAAGCUUCGUAGAAGGGUUUCUUCUGUGCA